Molecule: messenger RNA, 2656 nt
Organism: Salpingoeca rosetta
Lineage: Eukaryota; Choanoflagellata; Craspedida; Salpingoecidae
Exons: 16
Coding region: 269-2503 (744 amino acids)
Cellular component (GO): cytoplasm
Molecular function (GO): GTPase activator activity; protein binding
Source: RefSeq, a predicted model, not a curated record
UUCGCUUCUUCUUCUUGUGUGUGUGUGUGUGAAGAAGAGGAGGAAGAAGAAAGAAGAAGAGAAGAAGAAAAAAACCAACACGAAAACCGAAAGACGACGGAAGAGGCGAGACAGUGAGUUGUGCAGAGCAGCUUUGUUUGUGUUUCCACACCUCUCACCACCUCGUUUCUGCAUCAUCAUCGUGAGAGGCUUAGACGCACCGCCACGCACCACCACCAGCGACAGCUUCCUCCCUCCUCUUCACCUCGCCACUGCGUAGUCGUUCGCCAUGUCGUUGACAUCGCCCACACCGUCAACGGGGUCAGCGGCGGCAGCGGCAUCGUCGUCUGCCUCGGUGUUCAACUUCAAGGCGUGCUUGGAAGACACGCCAGCGUUCCGCGCAGAGCUGCGACGCCGUGAGCAGCACAUUGAUCGUGAGAAGUCCAAGCUGGAGAAGAUCACCCGCUCCUGCGACGACGUGGUCAAGAAGGCGGAGGCCUUUGAGGCCGCCUUCACGGCCAUGCUCGACGGGAUCCGCAGCCUCGCUGAUGAGAACGGCAUCGCCACAGAGAACGACGUGGGCAGCGACCUCUUCAAGACCAGCGUCACCAAGAUGUGCAACACGCUCGAGGAAAUCCAAUCCAGCAGGAGCGUUGUGCUGCAGCAAGUUAAGACCUCGCUGGCAGACCCCAUCCGCACCUUUGUGGCGCAGCAGAUCCAGCCUGUAAAGCAGCUUGGCAAGCAGUACCACACGUGCAGCGACCGCCUUGACCACGCGCGGACCAAGUACGCAGCAUCAUCGCCAAGCAAGCCGCAGGAGUGCGAGGAGAACUACAACGCCCUCCGCACGUGCAAGCACGACUUCAACCUCACCGCCGUCGACUACGUGCGCGACAUGCGCAUGUUCGAGCAGCACCAUUGCAUCGAGCUUCUUGAAAAACUUUUUGCAUACAUGUCAUCGCAGGUCUCCUUCUUCGAACAGAUGGGCGAUAUGAUGCGCGACUUCAGGCCGGCCCUCCACGAUAUCAACCGUCAGCUGCAGGAUCGGGAGCGCCAGGCGCGAACAGAUGAGCGCGAAAUGGACCGCCGGCACUCGAUUGUCGACAAGUACAACAAGCGCUCAGUCUCUGAUGAAGGCAUCAAGGAUGGCUAUCUCUUCAAACGCGGACACAACAAGUUCCGCACAUGGCAGAGGCGGUUCUUCUCAUUGAAUCAGCACACGGGCCAGCUGGUGUACCAGUCGCGCGGUAAGGAGGAGGAGGAGAAGCUUUUUGUGGACGACCUCCGUAUCUGCACCGUCAAGCCAGCGCCGUCGGAGCCCGUCGACCGCCAGUUCUGCUUCGAACUCGUCACCCCGUCAAAAACACACGUGCUGCAGGCGGAAUCGGAGGAGGAGAAGGCCGCGUGGAUUGCAUCCAUUCAGGAUUCGAUCAUGAUAGCGCUCGGACAGGGCCAUCACCGCAAUACCAUUUCCCGCCCAACCCGCGACCGUGACACACCGCACACGGCACAAGUGAAGCUGCAGGAGACACACCGGAAGAAACUUCAACUUCGCAUUUCAUCUGCUGCCGGCAACGACGAGUGCGCAGACUGCGGCGGAUCACCGCCGACGUGGGUGAGCAUCAAUCUUGGCAUCACGCUGUGCAUCAAGUGCUCUGGGGUGCACCGCAGUCUCGGCACACACGUCUCCAAAGUCCGCUCUAUCGAGCUCGACAAGAUGGACAGCGCGACGUGCCAGGUGAUGGUUGAGCUCGGCAACUCCGUGGUCAAUGGCGUGCUUGAGAGCCUGACGUCCCAAGUCGCGCGCAGGAAACCAAGGGCAACCGACCCCAAGCCGGCGAUUGAGGCGUACAUUCGGGACAAGUACGUCAACCACCAGUUUGUUGACCAGCACCAGUGCCCGUGCCAAUCCCACGACCAGGACGUUAUGGACAUGUCCCUGCUGGAGGCGGCACACGAGGGCGAUGUGCGACUCGGGUUUUCGCUCCUCAUGCACGGCGCAAACAUCAACUUUGCGGAAGCGGAGCGCGGGCACACGCCGCUUAUUGCUGCCAGUCGUGGCGGCCAGGCCAUUUUCGCACACUUUCUGCUGCUCAACAACGCCAAGCAGGACGUGGUGGAUGCGCAGGGCAACACGGCGUUGCAUCAUGCCGUCCUCGCUGCGGACUACCCAACCGUCUGCGUCCUCAUCAAGGGCCGUGUGCCAACGGAUCAAGUCAACAGCGACAACAAGUCGCCGCUCGACAUUGCGAUGGAGACGUGUCACGCGGAUAUCAUCACGCUUCUCAGGAUGUGCAACUUGCAAGAGGACCAUGACGAGGCGGAUGUCAACGGCAUGCUGGAUGCGGGUGUGUUUGCAGCCACGCGACCGCCGCCACCAAAACCACCCGCGCCGUCAACGAAACCGCGACUUGUUCCUCCAAAACCCGCACGAAGCGAUGGUGGUGGCAGCAGUGACAAGAGGCACAGUGGCGAUGAUGACGCUGGUGACGCAAGUGAUGCAGCGCAACAGCCCAGCAGUUGAUGCUGAGAGCCUGUGUGUGUGUGCGUGUUUGUGCGUGCGUGUGUGUGUGUGCUGGUUGCGUGCGUGGGUGCGUGUGUAUGUGCUGGUUGGUUCUUCGCCACGCAGACUAUUGCCGUGAUGUCAGACAACACGAAUAAACGUGAUGAACGGAAA